This is a messenger RNA of Pongo pygmaeus (Bornean orangutan), 2004 nucleotides long. Its product is annotated as zinc finger protein 254-like. Bases 570 to 1877 code for a protein of 435 amino acids. The transcript is spliced from 3 exons. Lineage: Eukaryota; Metazoa; Chordata; Mammalia; Primates; Hominidae. Gene Ontology annotation, biological process: regulation of transcription by RNA polymerase II. Gene Ontology annotation, molecular function: RNA polymerase II cis-regulatory region sequence-specific DNA binding; DNA-binding transcription factor activity, RNA polymerase II-specific. The record is from RefSeq and is a predicted model, not a curated record.
CGGGGUCUUUACCUCUUGCUCCCGCCAGAGUUUGGGAUCCGUCUCUAGUGUUCCGCGUCCUCCACUUCGGGAGCCCCUGGUGACUCUGUCACAGCCUCUGUUGACCUAUGAUCUGCAGGGAGACGCACAGCCAGGACAUCCUGGAACCUGGGAAAGGGUAUUGCUGUCUCUAAGCCAGACCUGAUCACCUAUCUGGAGCAAGAAAAAGAGCCCUGGAAUAUGAAGUGACAUGAGAUGGUGGAUGAACCCCCAGUUAUAUGCCCUCAUUUUGCUUAAGACCUCUGGCCAGAGCAGGGCAUGGAAGAUUCCUUUUAAAAAGUAAUACUGAGAAGAUAUGAAAAAUGUGGACAUGAUAAUUUACUGUUGAGAAAUGGCUGUAAAAGUGUGGAUGAGUGUCACGUGCACAAAGAAAGUUAUAAUGGACUUAACAAGUGUUUCACAACUACUCAGAGCAAAGUAUUUCAAUGUGGUAAAUGUUUGAAAGUCUUUUAUAAAUUUUUAAAUUCAAACAAAAAAGAUAUACUAGAAGAAAACCUUUCAAAUGUAAAAACUGUGUCAAAUCAUUUUGCAUGCUUUCACACAAAACCCAACAUAAAAGCAUUUAUACUAGAGAGAAGUCCUACAAAUAUAAAAAAUGUGGAAAAACCUUAAAUUGGUCCUCAAUCCUUACUAAUAAUAAGAAAAUUCAUACUGAACAGAAACCUUACAAAUGUGAAGAAUGUGGCAAAACUUUUAAGCAACACUCAACCCUUACUACAGAUAAAAUAAUUUAUGCUGAAGAAAAACUUUACAAAUGUGAAGAACGUGGCAAAGCGUUUUGCCAGUCCUCAACACUAACUAGAUAUAAGAGGAUGCACAGAAGAGAGAAACUCUACAAAUGUGAAGAAUGUGGCAAAGCGUUUACCCAGUUUUCAACCCUUACUAAACAUAAGAGAAUUCAUACUAGAGGGAAGCAUUACAAGCGUGAAGAAAGUGGCAAAGCAUUUAUCUGGUCCUCAGGCGUUACUGAACAUAGGAGAGUUCAUACUAGACAGAAACCCUGCAAAUGUGAAGACUGUGGCAAAGCAUUCAUUCAAUUCUCAAUCCUAACUAGACAUAAGAGGAUACACACUGGAGAGAAACCCAACAAAUGUGAAGUAUGUGGCAAUCAUUUUAGCCAAAACUCAAACCUUACUAUACAUAAGAUAAUUCAUACUGAAAAGAAACCCUACAAAUGUCAAGAAUGUGGCAAUGUUUUUAGCCAGUCCCCACACCUUACAUACGAAUUACAUAAGGUAAUUCAUACUGGAGAGAGACCCUACAAAUGUGAAGAAGGUGGCAAAGCAUUUCUAUGGUUCACUACCUUAACUGGUCAUAAGAGGAUGCACACUGGAGAGAAACCCUACAAAUGUGAGGAAUAUGACAAAGCUUUUAGCCAAUCAUCAAUCCUUACUAGACAUAAGAAAAUUCGUACUGGAGAGAAACCCUACAAAUGUGAAGAAUGUGGCAAAGCUUUCAGCCAAUCCUCAACCCUUACUACACAUAAGAGAAUUCAUACUGGAGAGAAACCCUACAAAUGUGAGGAAGGUGGCAAAUCUUUUAACCUGUCUUCAAGCUUUACUAAACAUAAAGUAAUUCAUAGUGGAGUAAAACCCUACAAGUUUGAAGAAUGCGGCAAAGCCUUUAGGCAGUCUUCAAUUUUUGCUAACCAUAAGAGAAUUCAUACUGGAAGGAAACCCUACAAAUGUGAAGAAUGUGGCAAAUCUUUUAACCUGUCUUCAAGCUUUACUAAACAUAAGGUAAUUCUUACUGGUUUAAAACCCUACAAAUGUGAAGAAUGUGCCAAUGCCUUUUCCUGGUCCUCAGCUCUAACUAAACAUAAGAAUAUUUAUACUUGAAAGCAUCCCUACAAAUGGGAAAAAUUUGGCAAAGCCUUUAGUCCUUACAACUUAAUACACAUAAGAUAACAUAUUGAAGAGAAAUAUUACAAGUGUGAAUAAUGUGUCAAAGCCUAUAAAAAGUCCU